UCCACAGCUGGUUCACUUCCUGUAGGGACUGAAAACCAAGUGAGGAGAUGAAGGAUUGCACUGUACUACACCAGAGAGUACAGAGAAGAUAGACACCACAGAUAGAUCCUGAUCAUCAUCCAAUCCCUUUGCAGCAUUGCUCAACACAGAGAAGGUUGGGCAGUGAAACCAUCAUCUGGAAAUUGGUCAGGUUAGGGGAGCUUAGACAUAUCAUCAGAUCUGAAACUGGUCAGUGGUGUGGAGCCUUCCAUCAGAACCAACCUUUCCAAAGGUUCAGCAGUGGGCAAUCGGUCAAGAAGGAUUGCACCGUAUUACACCAGAGAAUACAGAGAGGAUAGACACAGCGUAUAGGUUCAGACCAUCACCGAAAGAACAACUGCACAACUGUGGGAAGACAUCCAGUCCCUUCACAGUAUUGCUCAACACAGACAGGGUUGGGCAGUGAAACCAUCAUCUGGAAAUCUGUCGUGUCAUGGGAGCUUUGACAAAUCAUCAGAUCUGAAACUGAACCUCACCGCCAAAAAAUGGGUGCUCACCAUCAGAACUAUUGAUGGGAAGAUGGCUGCAAACACAACUUCCAGCUCUGCACCAAUACUACAACCAAACAUUACCUCAGAUAAGCAGGAUAAAGUUAGGAAGUGUGAGGAUCAACAAAGAAACGGUCAAGCUCGUAAUUUCAACUUCAAGCACAGAGCACAAGAUUUGAAACUGCUGCAACCCGAUACAAGAUCAAUAGAAAGAAGGCAUUUUAAUAGAAAGAGCUCCACAAUCAAGACCUUGUAGAAUUAAGAUGGUCCAGGGAAAUAUCGGAAGGGACCAAUGAGCCUUGAUACAACUGGGAAUGAAACCAGUGGAAUCUUGGACAUACUAUUUAGAUCCAGAUGGAGACAAGGAACAAGAAACUCUUCAACCAUCCAGGUGGAAGAUGGUCCUCUCGAAUGAUGAGAGAGUGCAGUUCAUCCUCAACUUCAAAACAAAAUCAGGACCAGAUCAAGGAGAUUGGUCAAUUCGCCAUGGAGACUGAUGCUGUGAAGUGUGAGACUUUGAGGGGAGAUGUAGGAGUAUGUAUAUAGUUCGGAUAAAGACUUGGGGGAGAUGUAAAGAAUUAACAUCAGGAGUACCUAGUACUGAUAAGGAUUGCCCCGUACUACACCAGAGAAUACGGAGCAGAUAGACACCGUGGAACAAUUGCACAACUGUGGGAAGACAUCCAGUCCCUUUGCAGCAUUGCUCAACACAGAGAAGGUUGGGCAGUGAAACAUCAUCUGGAAAUUGGUUGGGUCAGGGGAGCUUUGACAUAUCAUCAGAUCUGAAACUGGUCAGUGGUGUGGAACCUUCCAUCAGAACCAACCUUUCCGAAUGUUCGGCUGUGGGUGAUCAGUCAGGGUGAGGCUGGGAAGAAGUGUGAGUGGGCUCCAAGUGUGGUGAGAGAUUCAAUCAUUCAUCAAACCUCUUGAAUCACUGACUCAUUUUUACUAGUGAGAGGCUGUUCAAAUGUGAGCUGUGUGAAGAGGACUCCAUGGGAUCAUAAGAUCUCGUAGCACACAAAGUGCAUCUCUUACAACCACUGUUACGUCAAGGGCAGCCAGAUGGAAGAGAAACAGUUUAAGUGUGAGAUGUGUGAUGAAGCUUUUGUGACAUCUUCGAGUCUCCUGAUACACCAGAGGAUUCACAUGGGGAAGCAAUUCCUCAGGUGUGAGGUGUGUGAGGCGACUUUUACCAAUUCCUCCAAGCUUCUGAGACACCAGAGGAUCCACACAGGAGAAAAGCUGUUCACGUGCAAGGUGUGUGACAAAUCAUUUGCACAGUCAUCCAAUCUCCGUCUACACCAACGUGUUCACACAGGGGAGAAACCAUUCACGUGUGAUGUCUGUGACAAAUCAUUUUCUGACUCAUCGAACCUCCGCGUACACCAACGCAUUCAUACAGGGGAGAAACCAUUCAAGUGUGAUGUGUGUAACAAAUCAUUCUCUCAGUCUUUGAAACUCCUGUUCCAUCAGACAGUCCACACAGGGGAGAAACCAUUCACAUGUUUGGUGUGCAAAAAAUCAUUCUCGCGGUCCCAGACUCUCCGGAGACACCAACGCAUUCACACUGGCGAGAAACCAUUCACAUGCAAGAUGUGUGACAAAUCGUUCUCAGAUUCAUCAGCCCUCCGAGGACACCAACGCAUUCACACUGGGGAGAAACCAUUCACAUGUGAGGUUUGUGACAAAUCAUUCUCACAGGCAUCAAAUCUCCGUGUACAUCAACGCAUUCACACAGGUGAGAAACCAUUCACAUGCAAGAUGUGUGACAAAUCGUUCUCAGAUUCAUCAGCCCUCCAGGGACACCAACGCAUUCACACUGGGGAGAAACCAUUCACAUGUGAGGUUUGUGACAAAUCAUUCUCACAGGCAUCAAAUCUCCGUGCACACCAACGCAUUCACACAGGCGAGAAACCAUUCACAUGCAAGAUAUGUGACAAAUCAUUCUCGGAUUCAUCAGCCCUCCGGGGACACCAACACAUUCACACAGGAGAGAAACCAUUCACAUGUGAAGUUUGUGACAAAUCAUUCUCCCGGCCAACGGAACUCCGUGUGCACCAGCGCAUUCACACAGGGGAAAAACCAUUCAUGUGCGAGGUGUGCUGCAAAUCGUUCUCGAAUUCAUCGUACCUCCGCACACAUGAGCGCAUUCACACUGGGGAGAAGCCAUUCACCUGUGAGGUUUGUGACAAAUCUUUCUCACGGUCAUCGGAGUUCUGCAGGCACCAACGCAUUCACACAGGGGAGAAACCAUUCAUGUGCGAGGUGUGCUACAAAUCAUUCUCAAAUUCAUCACACCUCCGCACACACGAACGUAUUCACACUGGGGAGAAGCCAUUCACAUGUGAGGUUUGUGAAAAAUCAUUCUCACGGUCAUCGAGUCUCCGCACACACCAACGCAUUCACACAGGGGAGAAACCAUUCACGUGCAAGGCGUGUAACAAAUCAUUCUCACAGUCUCGAAGCCUCCGUGUACACCAACGCAUUCACACGGAAGUAACCGUCCAAGUGUGAGGUGUCUGACAAACCUUCACAAAUUUUCAUGGGAACAAGCUCUAGCCAAUCUGUCAUCAGAGUGUGAAUCUCUACACAAACUCACUGCAAAUGAUGUUCAAUAAUAUUGGGGCACAGAACAAGGAGCAGCUUUCACUCACAUCAAACAACUAGUGACGACAACACCAGUGCUGAGGUACGAUGAUGUCAAUGAUGAAGUCACCCUGCAGUGAGAUGCCAUUGAAACAGGACUUGGAGCAACCCUCAUGCAGCGAGGACAACCAGUUGUGUUUGUAUCCAGAGCCUUAAUACAAACUGAAUGAUGCUAUACACAGAUUGAGAAAGGGAGUCUGGCUAUUGUCUUUGCUUGUGAGCAUUUCAACCAGUACCUGUUUGGGAGAGAGAAAGUGAUGUUAGAGUCUGAACACAAGACAUUUCAAAGCAUUUUUCUCAGUUCGCUUCCAUCUGUUCCAAAGUGUUUACAAAUGAUGUCACUUCAUUUACAGGGAUAUCAUUUGGAAGUGAAGACCUGAAAAUUUUAAAGAUUAUAUGUGCAAUGUGUGUGUAGGGACAGAGAAAUUUGGAACAGAUUAGAAAGAGCAAAGCAUUUGCUUGAUAAAGUGUGAUAAUUUUCUUUAUGGACUAUUUAUGUGGAGUCUCUUGCAAACCAAAAGGGGGGUGUCUGGAUAAACCCCUUUUUACACUGUGGCUUCCCAUAUUAUUGUGACCUCCGAUGUCAUCAUAUGUAAAUAAAGGUUUGAGGGCAGUAACCAUUUUACACACCACAUGGAACAUUGUUUAAAAUUCAAAAUGCUCCAAAUAUUUCUGGAGCAACAUGAGUUUCCUGAAGCUUGGGAAACUGACAGGUGAAACGGAGGCGACUUUGAGCAGCAGAUCAGGUGGGAUUGAAACUUGUCAUUGUCCCAUCUGAAUCAAACCUCACUUAUUGUAGCUGCUGUCUCAGUUCCCCAGUAAAGAUUUGACUGAGAUUUCUGGGAAUAGCAUUCUUCAUCCUCGGAGGCUUUCAAACUGACAUCCAUGUGGAAUGUGUAGCCUCAGAUGUGUUUGACAGCAAAUCAGUAGAGGAAGACCUACAGCAUCCAAGGCAGCGAUGACAUGCAGUGGUGGGAUCAGCACAUGUACAGGAGGGAGGGUCACAGAAGAGAUGCAGGAAUUCUCUCCUAGCUCUGUAGGUAGUUUGGAGAGGUUGGAAUUAGAUUUUCACUAAAGGGCUCAAUUUUUAUUAAAGUAAAUCCAAUAAAGCCAAUUGUUUUGAUUGAGUUAAAGACACAAGGUCAAGGAGGCCAUUUUGAGAUGAAUGAUAGUGGCUUCUUCAGCCAUUUUGUAUCCUGCAUUGUUGUGUCACAGUAUUAAGAUCAAUUCAAGGCUUUGAAUAAGCCCUGAUUGAGUUAUGUAAUUAAUAAGUUAUGUUAUCAACAGCCAAUGUAAUUUAUGAUUUUUGAUUGAUGUAUUUUUGAUUUAUCCACAUAAUA
Carcharodon carcharias (great white shark) is the source of this 4513-nucleotide messenger RNA. RefSeq names its product zinc finger protein 271-like. Bases 1590 to 3041 code for a protein of 483 amino acids. NCBI's taxonomy places the organism in Eukaryota, Metazoa, Chordata, Chondrichthyes, Lamniformes, Lamnidae. The record is from RefSeq and is a predicted model, not a curated record. The transcript is spliced from 5 exons.